Messenger RNA from Rhopalosiphum maidis (corn leaf aphid), 1724 nucleotides. Its product is annotated as kelch domain-containing protein 10 homolog. The record is from RefSeq and is a predicted model, not a curated record. Lineage: Eukaryota; Metazoa; Arthropoda; Insecta; Hemiptera; Aphididae. Gene Ontology annotation, biological process: positive regulation of stress-activated MAPK cascade. Gene Ontology annotation, molecular function: protein binding. The transcript is spliced from 6 exons. Bases 479 to 1690 code for a protein of 403 amino acids.
AUAUCUGUGGAGUGUGGAUUAUUAUGGAUUUGAGAAGAUAUCAUAUAAAUUAAUAAUAAUAAUAACACCUAUUUCGGAUGUUAAUAACAAUACUAAGUACUAACUACACAAACCAGUAGAACAUCAGGAUCAGCUGUUGCAGGUUUGUGAAAACUGGAAAUUCACCAAUGUGAAUAGUGAAAAAAAUUUAGUGAAUUCUGGUGUAUUGCGGUCCUCGGAUUUCAGUAGCAGUUCCACUUGGGUCAUCAUAUGUUAAAUAAACCAUUUAUUUAGUCAUGAGUCAUCAAUCAUCAAUCGUCACUCAUCCGGCCAUCGACUGACGCAUUCUUCGGAUCUUUAAUCUGGAUUCCGGUUAUUGUCUUCGAUGGUUUAUCGGAUAUCGAAAAAUGUCGUGUCGGCUCAUCGCACAAUCCCAAUCGUUUUACCAAUUACAUGAUAUCGCAACUUAUUAAAUAAACUUAAGACUUUAGAUCAUAACAUGGCGACAUCAAUGGAAUACAGAUUCAAGCAUUUAGUGUUUGAUAUACACCCAAAGAACCCGCCAGAAUGGGACCGUCCUCUUUGUGUAAUUGAUCAGGGGAUCGCAUGUAAUGAUGACUACUUGUUUAAAUACAAUCGCUAUCGAAAGCAUUCUACAAAGAAUAAGUCUAAGGAACUUGCUAAUGAAACUCUAAAGAGAUAUAAUUUUAUCGCCGAUCGUUGGGAAAAAAUAAAAUGCAAGAAUUUGCCUACAUAUUUUAAGUUAACUUCAAUUUUGUUGUCUGGCAAUUUAAUUAUUAUUCAUGGUGGAAAAGACUUUGAGUAUAUUAACAAAUACACUUUUCAACUUUUCAUUGGAAAUUUGGUAAAAAAAAAUCAAAACAACUGUGUAGAAUUUGAAGAGAUUUGUUCUACAGAUGGAAUACCCAUUACUGAAUAUGGUCAACCAGUUCUUAUAGACGGACAAUUUGUAUAUUCUCUCAAUGGAACAUCUGAAUAUCAAAAUGAAAUGGAUGUUUAUAGGCUUGAUUUGUGUACUAAAAAAUGGCAAUUAUUAUGUCAAGCUCGUGGUCAACACCCAAGAACUGAUGAAAGUCUUAGACGUGAAGUGGCCUAUUAUGACAAUCAUUUGUACAUGUUUGGUGGCGCUCAUGUGGUGAUUCUACUUAAGAAUAUGUUUUUAGACACAUUUGAAGAAAUUCAAGUGUUUGACAUAUCAACUAAUAAAUGGGAAUAUUUUAAAACUUUGCCUGAUCUCCAGAAUUCAUCGUCAUCUUAUCCUGCAAACCGCUGUUAUUAUGGAUGGGCACAAUGUGCAACCCAACCAGAAUAUGUAUAUAUGAGUGGUGGCUCUGAUAACGUUAACUUUUUCUCAGAUAUUUGGUGUCUGAAUCUUACUACUCUUCAGUGGUGUAAUCUUACGCCAUGUAAACUACCAAAAUCCAUGUUUCUUCAUUCAUCUACUGUUGUACCUUCCGGUCGUAUCUACUACUAUAAUGGAAUAGUUAGUACCGAAUCAGUUGAUAUACAUCAGAAAGAUGACAUACUGUGUGCAUGGGUUAGAAUCCCAAAAUUAAAGGCUAUGUGUUGGGAUGCUAUGUUAUACUAUUUCAAAAAUCAAAUGUUAAAAUCAUCUCUAGAAGACUUACAGAAUUUGGGGUUACCAUUGGAGUAUUAUGAAAGCAUAAUUAAAGCCAAAACUUUAGUAUAAAUAUAAUGAAUAUUUUAUGUAUUUUAUUCAUAUU